GGUUUUGCAUCUGUACUAAAUUAAAAAGUUUCAGUAGCAAAAUUGACGACUGCAAUAGGAAAAAAAAAUAAACUGCGGCUACUGCAGUUGCGCAAUGGAAGCUACAAGCAGUACAAACACUGUAAGCAAAAUGCCUGCAGUAACAUCCACGACUACUGAAGAACAGAAUAAUGAUCCUGACCAGCGAAUGUGGAAUGCUCUCAAAUGGUAUAUCACUCGUGAACGACAAAGGAAAAAGCAGGAGUAUGAGGCUGAAGUAGAAGAGGAGAGAUUAAGAAAAGAGAGAGAGGCAAGAGAGAGACAAGACGUCAUGACAUUGGAGGAAACUAAGGAACAGAUUGAAGGACUAGAGCAGAAACUGAAACAGCUAGAGAAAGAGAAGCAACAGUUAUUCAUGCAGUUGAAGAAGGUGCUUAAUGAAGAUGAGAUUAGGAAGAGACAACAGCAGAAGGAGUCCAAUGAAAACCAACCAAUGAAGAUGCCAAUGGGCAACAUUCAGAUUCCGAUGUUCCCAAUGUCGACAUCUACGGGGCAAGGCGAACAAAUACAAUCACAGGGCCGGCCCCCACCUCUCAGUUCUCACAUGCUGAACAAGCAGACUAUAGUCCGCGGGCCCAUCCAGGCCGGAGCGAAGCGAGCCCGCAGUCCCUCCCCCACAUACGCGCUGUACUCCCAGCGCCUCCACCAACCACCCAUGAAACAUCAGCCGGUGUACUCCGAUCACAAAGUAGAAGAUGGCCGCAUGGGCCGGCAAAUGCGCGCCGUACUGUGGAACAAGCCGUCCCAGUACGGGGGUAACUCUGGGUCAGUGACCUCGGGCGCCUACUACGCCAUGCCGACGUCAGGCGUGGUGGUGGGCGAGCGGCCGCCGCCGCUGCUGUACGCGCACCACGCACACACGCCGCACACGCCACACACGCCGCACACGCACCACGCGGGACUCAUGUACGCCGCGCCGCAGCCGCAGCUUUACUUGGAUAUGCUGAACAAUAGAGAGCAGCAUCCGGAGCCUAAGAAAGAAGCGCAGGGCCAGCAAGUGGUGAUUGGGCUGAGCGAGGCGGUGCACCCGUCGGUGAGCACCGCCGUGGUGUACGCGCCCGCCGGCCGGCACCUAGUGCACCAGCCCAACCACAUGCAGGUGCAGACCUCAAAGCCGGGCAGCAUAACGCAGGGCUACCCGGUGCAGUCGAGCGCUAGCGUUCAGAACGCCACCAUGUACCCGAGCCGCCACCGCUACUAGCUAGUGCUGCUGCACCGGCAGCCCGCCCAGCCGCCCUAGCAGACUCACUACGGGCCACACACCGACAUGAGAACCUAAUCAAGGGAUUCCACCACUGAGUACUAUACUUCGUUUUUUUUAGCAUUAGAAAGAACUCCAUAGAAGCAAGCGUGCAGUUUUUAUCAGGCUCUUUAAUUGUUAAUAAUUAUUGAAUUAUCUAAUGUAACAUGGUCAAUACAUAUAAUUUAAUUCAAAUUAUUACCGCUAAAAGUGCUGGAUUUGGAACCACAGGCUUACUUCUGCGAAGUUCUUUCUAAUGCUAAAAUAACGGACUAUAUGUGGCACAAACAGAUUCAGUACAAAAAUGCUUGUGCCGCACAGUGCCUCUAGUGGAAUCCCGCCUUAAUGGCCGACUUUUAUUUUGUUGAUUAUAUUGCGUCAGAUUUGGAUAAAAUUUAGUACCAGUAGUGGGUUAUUCUCUAAAUGUCUGCGGUUGCGUCUAAUGGGGUUGGCAACUGUCAAAGGUUGGCAUAGAUGGCGGCAUCAUAUCUUGCCCGUUUUUCUAUGAGAUUUGGCUUAAAGAGCUGGCAUCCAGGACAUUAAAAAUAAAAAAAAAUUACACAAUUCUAGGGAUUGAUAGGGUAAGCUGCGCCAUCUGCUAAAUACUUCGACCGGCCAACCACGACUAUUUUCAUACAUUUUGUAUGGGUCGUGGCAAUUAGACCGUGGAUAUAUUUUUUGUGACUGACCACAGUCAGAGUUUAUUGAAAGUGGAAUAUAUGUAUGUAAAGUUUGGCGUUGCUCAUAAAUAAACAUCGUAAAUUUUAUAGCAUUUUCGGUGCAGCGGAGUGGUGUCAACGAAGUUUCGUUACCUACAUACGUUACAUACAUAUUAAUAUCUGACGAAAAAUGAAACAACUUAAUGAAAUUCGGCUGGAAAAUAAAGAUUUCUAGCCCUAAAACCAGUUAGCUAUAACUCGUUUAUGCUCUAGUUUCCUAGGAUAGCGGUCCCGUCACAUAGCGGCCGUCUCCAUACAAAUACUACGACAUCCAUAUUUAGCCGUAUUAUUUAGUAUGGAGUCGGCCGCUAUAUGACGGCACCGCUAUCCUAGGAAACUAGAGCAUUACUGCUAAGCUAUUUGAAUCGUGUGAUUUAUUAUUGUAGAAUACUACCAUAAAUAAAUAUACCUACUUCAGAUUGAUACAUACGACACAGCAGAAAACUGACUAUAGAGAACCUAAUUAAAACCUAGCUAUUUUUAGAGCUACAAAUCUUACAUUUUUGUUAACCUCAUUCGGUGUUCUAAACCCUUUUUAAUACAAACAUGGGUAAUGUGCCGUGCUAAUCAAGAGAACUGUUAACCCAACAGAACAAUACAAGUGCUCAUAGACAUUGUAAGUGAUCAUGGGAAACUGAUCACUGUGGAUUUUUUAUACAACAGUAACUCGUUUGCAUUGAUCUUGAGUAUAAAAUGCAAUUAAUACACUCAAUAUUUUAGAUUCUGUAAAAAUGAUAUUUAUCAGAGAUUGCAACGCCGUUACAGUGCGAAAUAAGUACUGGCUCAUUUUGUACAGUGAAGUUCAUAAAUAUGUAUUCAUUUUUUCGCCUUAAUCCAUUGCAAUAAGGUAAAAAAAUGUAUGCAUAUUUAUGAACUUGGGUGUACCACAGUACAAAAUUUAAUGGUUUUAAUUUUCUAGCUGUCAAAAACCGGCAUUUUAUAAGUUUAUUUAGGAAUGAGUCUGACGCUUCGCACUGCAGCCGCGUUAGUAUAUGUAUAUCUAUUUUAUUUCACAUUAAAGGUAUAUAUUUGACUAAAAAUAAUUGUUACGUUUUGUAUACAUAUGAUUUAUACUUACACAGCAAUAUUGAAAAUUAGUAAUAUUACUAAUGCUGACACUGUUAGAAUAUUCAAUGUAGAUGAUACAUUUCGUUUACUUUUAGUCGAAUACCUAUCCAAGUAAAACAAUAUUUAUAUUAAAUCGGCCUAGAAUGACAGCUAAGCCAAAGCUCUAAAUAAAAUGAUGUAUACAGUGCUAUUUUAGAUGCAGCUAAGAAAACCAAAAGUUUGUCCCUUGAGGAGUGUCUUUUCAAAAGGACUUAAGGCUCCGCCACACAGGUGCGUUUGGCGGGCGGCGCGCAUUCUGGUUAAAGACAUUACUCAAAAGAAAUCUUACAUUUCACUUAAUGAGUAAGUAGUUUACAAUGUAAACAAAUAGAAGUUAUGACGAUUUGCGAGCGUCUACAUAAACUUUUACAUAUAAAACGCUCACGCCCUGCUCGUAAAACGCGCCUGUGUCACGGAACCUUUAUUUUUGUACGGUAUUCAUAGAGAAAUAAGCCCUUUUGAAAAGAUUCGCUUCUCACUUUUCAACUCUAUUUCAAAGUCGCGAAGAUUCUAAAAUGGGCAAACCUUGUAUUUCUAGGGCUGUAUUAUAUUUUGAAUAGCCAAAAUAAGGACAGUAUUAUGUCACAGCCUUUCUUAACUGUCAAUCUCUCGUUGAAUAUUUAAUAAUGGACUUUAAAUACAAAAUUAUAUAAUAAUAUAAUAAAGGACACAGUAUUAGAUGCUCUUCACAAUCAUGUAAAAAUACAAUAGAUACAUCUUCUGCUUGUGGUGGUACAUAAAAAUGAAACUCA
Cydia fagiglandana is the source of this 3857-nucleotide messenger RNA. Its product is annotated as G protein pathway suppressor 2. Gene Ontology annotation, biological process: regulation of transcription by RNA polymerase II. Lineage: Eukaryota; Metazoa; Arthropoda; Insecta; Lepidoptera; Tortricidae. The coding region runs from base 95 to 1240 and encodes 381 amino acids. Gene Ontology annotation, molecular function: transcription coregulator activity. The record is from RefSeq and is a predicted model, not a curated record. Gene Ontology annotation, cellular component: transcription regulator complex. The transcript has 10 exons.